AUGCAGUACGGAAGACGCGAGAGCUUUACAACCGGUCACUUGCUCUGCAACUGGAGCAGUUUUGUGCCAAGACUGAAAUACAAAUGGCUGAUGAUUUUAACAAACGGUCCAUCCAAGCUCAAGAAGUUUGUAGGCAAGGGUGGAGAGAGGCAAAGGCUUGGCGCUCUCGUGGACAGCAAAGAAGAGGAUCUUAUAAAGAGUCUGGAUGAAAAAAAUUAUUUCCAGAGGACGCAGCUCAAGAAAAAACUAGAGCAGAAGGUGCUUGAGGAAAAACUAGAUUUCAUUCAGAAAACAACCAAUAAUCAUGAGGCCAUAUUGCGAGCUAAGAAGUUUACCCUUGACCGCGAGUUAGAAGAGAAGGUGGACAUUAUCAACGAUGGUGUCGAAAAUUGGAAGCUUCAUAUGGUUGGGGAGCUUGCUGAACUUGGGCCUAACGUCAAACGACACGAGCUGAAUGUUCAGACAUUUAGUGAUGACGUCUUUGCUUUUGCAAACACAUGCUUCAAACUGCAGUUAGCGCUGACCACGGACCCUUUCCCGCAGCUCAACUGGAAGCACCAGCUGCAGCCCAUCAAGCCCUACAUCAUCCAGAUCAUUGGGAACGAUGCUGUCCUAAAGGAAUUUGUUGAGACAGUACGUGGUCAAUAGCAUUCCAGCACAAGUGUUCAACCGAGGUGUUUAUACUGAAAACGCCCUGAAGCAGCGUUUCAGUGAGGUGGAGCCCAUUGCAAGAAAGGUGUUGUUGCUCAAGCAGAAGGACAACAACUCAAUGUUCCUCUACAUCGCGUCAUACUUGCGCUCCAUUCUUUUGGUCCAUCCUGUUAGCUGCAUCUCCCACACAGAGAAGGUCAACCAGCCCCUCAAUCUUAGUUCACUGACCAACGAACAGCUAUUGGACAGGGCUAAGUACUUCAUGGAGCUGGGAGACUUGCGCCAAGCAGUAUUGUACGUUAACAUGCUGCAUGGAGUGGCGCAAUGUGUGACAAGUGGAUGGGCCGAGGAGGUGGUGCUGCACUUGACAGUCGCUCG
Messenger RNA from Neocloeon triangulifer, 1029 nucleotides. RefSeq lists its product as uncharacterized. Lineage: Eukaryota; Metazoa; Arthropoda; Insecta; Ephemeroptera; Baetidae. The transcript has 5 exons. The record is from RefSeq and is a predicted model, not a curated record. Bases 1 to 648 code for a protein of 215 amino acids.